UUAGGCGGCGCGAGCGGCCAGAUGUGCAACUUUGACGACUUCGUGGGCAUCGACCAGGGGUCGCUGGAGGGCACGGGUCAGGGCGAGGACCGCUUCUGCGGCUCCAAACUGCUCGACCACGACUUUGUCAUUUCGCGUUCGAAACCCUUCCAACUGAAGAUCCGCUCGAAUGGCGACCACUUCAACAACGCCUUCAACUCGCAGAUCGGUUACGCCCUGCGCUACACUCAACUGCCGUGUGUCAUAUGAGAGAAGAAUCGC
Medioppia subpectinata is the source of this 261-nucleotide messenger RNA. The record is from the annotation of a GenBank genome assembly. Lineage: Eukaryota; Metazoa; Arthropoda; Arachnida; Sarcoptiformes; Oppiidae.